Messenger RNA from Polyodon spathula (Mississippi paddlefish), 7854 nucleotides. RefSeq names its product receptor-type tyrosine-protein phosphatase zeta-like. Lineage: Eukaryota; Metazoa; Chordata; Actinopteri; Acipenseriformes; Polyodontidae. The record is from RefSeq and is a predicted model, not a curated record. The transcript has 31 exons. Bases 16 to 6990 code for a protein of 2324 amino acids. Gene Ontology annotation, molecular function: protein tyrosine phosphatase activity; protein binding. Gene Ontology annotation, biological process: peptidyl-tyrosine dephosphorylation.
GCUCAAUACCAACCGAUGCAUGGGGAGCGUGACUCCUCCUGUGGAUUUUGCAAUGGUGUCGCGGGGGUGUUGUGUUGUCCUUCCCUCCGUCUCAUUCACAUACUGUGUCAGUGGUGCUGUCUUCAGACUACAGUCAUUUUCCAGACUGCGGUACUCCAGGCAACAUCGAGUAAGGGGGGGAAAAAAAGGAACUACCACCGGCAUGAAUCAAGUAUAGCAUCUUCACGCGUCUUGGGAAUACAUUUCUCUGUCUGGAAGCUCAGUUUCCUUCGACAUUUCAACCAGGUCCAGGUCUUGGAAAGGAAGAAUAUGAAAGUGCCAAUUUCAAGAAGCUUUCUGGCGCUCUGUCAGCUGUUCAUCAUCUGUGAAAUGGCUGAUGUGGCGCAUGGGUACUACAGAACACAGCGUAGAUUUUCUGAUGAUGUCGACUGGUCGUAUACAGAAACAUUGAACCAAAACAGCUGGGGGAAAAGGUACCCAUCUUGUAACAGUGCCAAGCAAUCCCCAAUUAAUAUCGAUGAGGGUUUCACUCAAGUCAGUGUGAAUUUUCAGAAACUAAAAUUUGAAGGCUGGGAAAAGGAAACAUCAGAGACAACCUAUAUACACAAUAAUGGUAAAACAGUUGAAAUUAAUCUGAAUGAUGACUAUUAUGUAAGCGGGGGAGGCCUUAAAACUAGAUACAAAGCUGGCAAAAUUGCUUUCCACUGGGGGAAAUGUAAUGCAUCUUCUGAUGGAUCGGAACAUAGCUUAGAAGGACACAAAUUUCCCUUAGAGAUGCAAGUCUUCUGCUUUGAAGCAGAGAAGUUUGAAGAUAUUGAAGAUGCAAUGAAGGAUAAUGGAAGAUUAACAGCUCUAUCUAUUUUAUUUGAGAUUGGGCUGGAAGACAAUGAGAAUUAUAAUGCAAUUAUCAACGGUGUGAACAGUGUGAGCCGCUUUGGAAAGAAUGCUGCUUUGGAGCCGUUUAGUAUGCUAAGCCUUCUUCCAAACUCUACAGACAAAUAUUACAUAUACAACGGUUCUUUGACAACUCCUCCGUGCACAGAAAAAGUUGAGUGGAUUGUAUUCAAGGACACAGUCAGCAUUUCAGAAAUCCAGCUGGAGAUGUUCUGCGAGGUUCUUACCAUGCAGCAAGCUGGCUAUGCUAUGCUGAUGGAUUAUUUGCUGAACAACUUUAGAGAACUGCAAUACCAGUACACAGGACAAGUAUUCUCCUCAUACACUGGGAAGGAGGAGAUUCAUACAUCUAUUUGCAGCUCAGAACCACAAAAUGUCCAGGCUGAUCCAAAGAAUUACACAAGUAUUCUGGUGAUGUGGGAGAGGCCACGGGCUGUGUAUGAUUCAUUCAUUGAAAGAUAUGCAGUGUUUUAUCAGAGACUUGAAGGAGAAGACCAAACCAAGCAUGAACACCUGACUGAUGGAGACCAGGAUAUGGGUGCUAUUAUAAAUGAUUUGACGGACAAUGCAAGUUAUGUAGUCCAGGUGGUUGCUGUGUGUUCAAAUGGACUAUACGGGAGACACAGUGAUCAGCUGAUAGUUGAUAUGCCUUUGGAUGAUCCUGAGAUUGACCCCGUUAUUGAUUUUAGUGACACUGAAGAUGCAACUGAUGAAUCUGAGGUGACAAAUGUGGUCAGUGAGAAAACAGAAACAGUAAGGCCUACCACUGUAGCACAUGAAAGCGAGAAGAAAACAAGAUCCAACAAUGCUGUCACCAAAGACUAUUCUGUUGAAAGCUAUGUGGAAGUGAAUACAAAAAAUACACCUGAAACCGAAGAAACAUACUCUUUGGCCAGUGAGACUUCAGCAACUGACAGGCUUGCUGUGUUUUACCCUCAGACCAAAACUGUAACAUCAGCUGCUGAGCAGGAUAUCACCUUCACUGAACCAGGGGAAAUGCUUGAAGGUUAUGAUACCUCUACAUCCUUCCAACAUGAAGAUGACAUUUUUACAGACACCGAAACAGGACCCCAAGCAACAGCCAUUAGUCCGCCCAAGUUUACAACGACCAGCCCAGAUGCAAAUGCAAUGCCAUAUGUCAUGGAAGUAUCAGAAGAUAUAGAAACCCCUUCAACUCAUGAUGCUGUCGGAAUGUUUCCAGUAAACUUAAACAACACUGUUGUUACUGCUAUUUAUCCUGAAGAUGUUGCAAAUUCUGCCAGCUAUGAGAUUUCACCCAAAACAGCUCCUCCUGUUAGUUCUGAUGUGCCCUCUGGUGGUGAGAUUUAUUAUAGUCCUACAAGGGAUGAAGAUACACGUCAUGUAAGCACUCCUUACACCAGUGGUGAGAUGGUUUUUCAGGGUACUUCAUUUCCUAAAAGUUCACUCAGUCCUACCUCUGAGGUAUUGCUGUAUUCUACAAGUUCGGGGCCAGGUGUCCAACAGCCAUCUACUUCUGCUGGCAGCGAUGUUCUCUCACAGACAACUCAACCGGUGUUUAAUGGUGAGAUAUCACUUCAAACUACCUCUGGCUCCCUUCUUAGUGACAUUUUCCUCCACUCUGACCCAGCAUUGAUUGAUACCCAGAUGUUGAAUCAAGCUACCCCCGUUGCUUCUGAUUAUCCAAGUUCCCUGCAUGUUACUCCUGUAUUUCCCAGUGUUGAUUUGUUACUUCAGCCCACCCUUCCUUCCUCUAGAGAUGUGUUGUCUGAAAGCCACACUGCUCCCACUGUUGACUUGUUUCUUACUAGUAUUGGCUUUUCUCAGAGAGAUGUGUUUCAGCAAGCCACACCUGAAGCUGAUAGGGUGCCCCUGCAUGCUACACUGAUGUUGUCUGAUGGUGAUCUGUUUCUUCAGCCUACCCUCACUUUCUCCUCCAGCAUGUCAUCUGCUCAGGCUACCCUUGCUUUAACUGAGACCUCUGUGUUUGACAGUAAGACUGAGACUUUCAGUAAAAGUAAAAUCGGUUCCAGUGACAGUGUACUGUCUCAUGCAACAUCUAUGACCAAGGCUGAUACACUACUUAUGCCUACCUUAACCUUAUCUAGUGAUACUCGACCCCUUCAAACUUUACCUGAUUCACCUGGCACUUCACUAUUAUUUUCUGACUCUGACUGGAGAUUUCUUCAAGUUACUAAAUCUUUCACCAGUGCUUCUGAACACAAAACCGCUAUGUUUUCAAGUUUUGAUUCACCUCUUAAGUCUGUUCCUUUAUCCAGUGAUGUUACUCUGACUGUGGCUACUCCUACCUUCACUGAUAGGGAGUUGCUUGUUUCUUCUGCUGUGGGUUCUAGUGAAAGUCAAAUAGUGGGUCAAACUAACCAUGCUUUGGUGUAUGCAGAAUCUGUAUUAACAGGGGAUAUGUUUUCUCAACUCCCCCAUGCUAGUAAGGGUGUGACACUGCUUCAAGUUCCCGUCUUCACUUCUAUUCUAAAACUGACCACCCCUGACUCUACUCGUGUUCUUCACACUGACAGCAGGAAUCAAAUUAACCCAUCGCACUACAGCAGUACACCUUUUUUAUUACAAGACACACUGCUUCCCUAUUCUAGUGAUACAGCCUCUCUCAUGGGCCAUGUCGCCGCUACUGAUGCACUUGCUGACAGCACUGCUAACUUCUCUGAUAGCUCACCUAAUGAUGCUUCUGCAGGUCCAGCCACUUUAGCACUUCAGCCUAUGCUUUCUCUUCAAACUGUUUUUAGCACCAGCAUUGAACUGUUACUUCAGGGGACAUCUGUUACAUUAAGCACUGAAGAAUUGCUGCAAGCUCCCAUUUUCACUCUCAAUAGCAAAGCAGUGCUAGAUCCUGUCUCAACAUUAUCCAGUGAUACAGUUCCUCAUGUGUCUGAUAGAGGUCUUAAAGACAGUGAAGCAUUUCUGCAUGAUGCCUCUACAGGUGUCUUCAGUCAGAUGUAUUCUACAGUUGUACCAGAUGUGAAAUAUCAGGCAUCAACGCUGCACGCUACCUCUCCACCCACCAUUGGCAGUGUGCCACCUGCACCUUGCAAAUGUGUGUCAAGCUGUCGUGUUUUAAUAGAAGAUCCAGCUCAAAAUGCAGCUGGUGUGACCAGUGCAGAUGGUUCUGUUUGGUUUGCUCUUUCUGAUAGCAUUAUACACCGUCAGCCAACCUCUUAUCAAACUGUGUGGCAACAUUAUAGUACCCCUGGCUCUUUGCUCCAUGAGCUGCCAAUAGUGUCUACCCCUGUAUUAUCUAUUGAGGAUGUAUCAGUAUUACCCACAAAAUAUUUAGGCACAGUGAGUUCAAUCAGUAGCUUGGGUAAAAAUGAGGUGUUUUCCAGCGAUGUGCCUGCACCUGUUUUUCCUGUUUCUGAGCUCCACUUGUCUGUUGAUUCUGUUAGUGAUACGCACAUUUCUAUCACAGCUGCCACAGCCAACUGUAAGAGCCCAAUAACGCUAAUCUCUUUGGCUACUCCCUCAUAUCCCCAUUCAGUUUUGUCUGCCACUGUCAGUCCUGAUAUUGAAUUGACACCCCCAGUUACUGAGGAUGACCAGUUUGUAAGCAAUGCUUCUAGUCCAACGCUUGAAUUAGAACAGGAGAAGGCAAGGCAGACAGCCACCACCACAAGGGACCAAAGCAGACAAAAUGUUACAUCUGAGUUAAUUACACGUUCCUAUGCAAAGAUGGCUACAAGUAAAGCACUUGCUACAUUAGAUCCAACACUGAAUGAAAAUUAUGACCUGAAAUUAACUCUGGCCUCAGACACACUGUAUGGGAAACAACAUUCUUCUCCGUUCCCUUUUGAAAAUGAUGAUCGUUUUGAAGAAAAAUCGACCACAAAAGACUCUACAACGUGGACUUUAGGAAACACAGAUGAAGAGAGUGGUUCUGGUCAGGGAACCUCAGAGAGCCUCAACGAUAAUGAAACGUCUUCAGAUUUCAGUAUUCCUGACUACACUGACAGGGAGUCAGAAGGUACAGCUGAUGCAGAAGCCAGCAACAGCAGCCAUGAAUCCCGCAUUGGUUUUGCAGAAAGUGUUGAAAAAGAGAAAAGGGCAAUAGUCCCUCUGUUGGUGGUGUCAAGUCUCACCUUUCUCUGUCUAAUGGUCCUAGUGGGGAUUCUCAUAUAUUGGAGAAAAUGCUUUCAGACAGCUCAUUUUUAUCUAGAGGACAACACAUCACCUCGCGUGAUAACAACACCAUCAACACCAAUCCUUCCCAAUUCAGAUGAUGUUGAGGCAAUCCCUGUGAAAAAGUUUCCAAAACACGUAGCAGACCUUCACAACACAAAUAGAUUUACUGAAGAAUUUGGGAUUUUGAAAGAGUUGUAUGAGGAAAUUCAGAAUUGUACUGUUGAUUUAGGUAUCACAUCAGACAACUCCAACCAUCCCGAUAAUAAGAACAAGAAUCGAUACAUUAACAUUGUAGCAUAUGAUCACAGUAGAGUAAAACUUGCACCCCUUCUUGAAAAAGAUGGAAGCCACAGUGAUUACAUUAAUGCAAACUAUGUUGAUGGAUUCAACAGACAAAAAGCCUAUAUUGCAGCCCAAGGGCCUCUGAAAUCAACAGCUGAAGAUUUCUGGAGAAUGAUCUGGGAACAUAACGUUGGAGUUAUUGUUAUGAUCACAAACCUAGUUGAGAAAGGAAGGAGAAAAUGUGACCAGUACUGGCCUUUAGAAAACAAUGAAGAGUAUGGCUGUUUUCUUGUGUCAGUGAAGAGUACUAAAGCCAUGGCCUAUUACACUCAGCGACACUUCACUGUGAGGAACACCAAAAUAAAAAAGGGAUCCCAGAAAGGGAGGCAUAUUGAACGUACAGUUAUCCAGUAUCACUACACACAGUGGCCUGACAUGGGAGUUCCUGAGUACACACUUCCUGUUCUGACCUUUGUGCAAAAGUCUUCAGCAGCCAGAACCACAGAAAUGGGCCCAGUUGUAGUUCAUUGCAGCGCUGGGGUUGGGAGGACAGGUACUUUCAUUGUGCUGGACAGCAUGUUACAGCAGAUCAAAAACCAGGGCUCUGUAAACAUACUUGGGUUCCUGAAACAUAUACGAACUCAGAGAAACUACUUGGUGCAAACAGAGGAGCAGUAUGUUUUCAUUCAUGACACUCUUGUGGAGGCCAUCCUUAGUAAGGAAACCGAGGUUGCUGCCAGUCACAUUCAUUCCUAUGUUAAUACCCUCUUGACCCCAGGGCCAUCAGGAAAAACCCGUCUGGAGAAGCAGUUCAAGUUUUUAAGCCAGCCCAAUGCAAAACAGUGUGACUAUUCGACUGCACUGAAGCAAUGCAACAGGGACAAGAACAGGAGUGCAUCUCUUAUCCCCGUGGAGCGAUCCAGAGUUAUCCUACCCUCGGAAUCAGGUGAAGGUACAGAUUACAUCAAUGCCUCCUAUAUUAUGGGCUACCAUCAGAGCAGUGAGUUCAUUAUAACUCAGCAGCCACUUUCAAAUACCACCAAGGAUUUCUGGAGAAUGAUAUGGGACCACAAUGCACAGAUAAUUGUCAUGCUUCCGGAUAACCAGAGUCUGGCAGAAGGCGAGUGUGUUUAUUGGCCAAGCAAAGAAGAACCAAUGAGCUGUGAAACAUUCACAGUUACUCUGAUUGGUGAAGAUCAUGUUUGUCUCUCAAAUGAGGAGAAGCUUGUUGUCCAGGAUUUUAUCCUGGAGGCCACACAGGAUGACUACGUACUUGAAGUAAGACAGUACCAGUCUCCAAAAUGGCCAAAUCCUGACAGCCCAAUGAGCAAAACCUUUGAGCUGAUUAACCUAAUCAAAGAGGAAGCGGUAACACGAGAUGGACCAAUGAUUGUGCACGACGGAUAUGGGGGAAUAACGGCAGGAACAUUCUGUGCAUUGACCACACUUGUGCAUCAGCUGGAGAAUGAAAACUCUGUGGAUGUCUAUCAAGUGGCAAAGAUGAUCAACCUAAUGAGGCCUGGUGUCUUCACAGAUAUUGACCAGUACCAAUUUCUCUACAAUGCUAUACUUAGUCUUGUGAACACAAGGGAAGAUGAGAAAGCUAUAUUGUCGGCUGAUAACAACGGCACCAUUCUGGGCGAUGGAAGUAAUACAGCUGAAAGUUUGGAAUCCUUGGUGUAAAUCCUAUUACAAUGAAAACUCUGUAGGAAUUUACAGCUUUUGAAAGAUAUUGCUAUGCCUUUUUGUGAAUCCCUCUAAAUUCUAUCUUUAAAUGCUAUGACACUGUUGCUGGAUGUAAUGUGUGCCUUUAUAUAAUUCAUGUUGUACUUUUAUUUGAUUUGAUAUAGUUUGGACUAAUUCACAUGCUAGACUUGUAUUUAAAAGAUACAAAGUUUGAUUUCAGUCAGGCUCAGUAUUAGUUUACAUGCCCUUCACCAAACUUUUUUUUCUAAGUUUUCAGAUUUCUUAUUUAUUGGCAGUGAGUUAAAUAUAAGGCAUAAAGAAAGAAAAAAUGUCCUUCUUAAAUAGUAUAUUUUUUGUAGCAACCAUGAAAUUUGACAGAAUUGUGUUGUCCAUAUAGAUCAUGUAAAUAAAAUUAUUCUUAAUAGUGUUUAAUGUUUGAAUUAGAUGUGCUCAAUAACAUUCUAAUAUGUAAUGUAAAUAGUAUUAUAGUGAACAAGUCUAUGGGCCAAAUUCUAUUUAUACUUCUAGAUUUUUUAUAUUUUACUACAGUCAGUUUUCUAGUAGUUUUGACAUGUAUGGCUACAUUGUUCUAAUAAUUUAGUUUACAGAUUGUUAAUGUUUAAUAUAUCUGAUAUUAGAGUGUUCUGUUUUUUGUUAUACAGUAUAAACAUACAUUUGCAGCAUGAACUAUUAACAAUUUUAGCUGUGCAUUAGAAAUGUGUCGGUUCUAGAUAUAGUGUUUUAUGCUACAUGCAAGUUUUAUGUACUACUUUUUUUCUGGUGAUUUUUUUUUCUUUUGCCCCUAUAAGUCACUGUUUUGCAUUAUGGUAAUCACACAAUAAAUAUGGGAAUUUUAAUUCA